Molecule: messenger RNA, 1401 nt
Organism: Endocarpon pusillum Z07020
Lineage: Eukaryota; Fungi; Ascomycota; Eurotiomycetes; Verrucariales; Verrucariaceae
Exons: 2
Coding region: 1-1401 (466 amino acids)
Biological process (GO): transcription elongation by RNA polymerase I; nucleolar large rRNA transcription by RNA polymerase I; RNA polymerase I preinitiation complex assembly
Cellular component (GO): RNA polymerase I complex
Molecular function (GO): DNA binding
Source: RefSeq, a predicted model, not a curated record
AUGUCUGAAAAGAAGCGCAAGGCGCAGGCGGACCUCAAUAGUCAACCGAAGCGAAGGAGUCCACCCCUCGCUGCAACAAAACCAAAGAUCAGAGUCAGAUACCACGAAAACACUGAUCUCGGGAGAUGUAUUAUUGCAAGUUCUCCAGGCACAUCGUUAUCUACAGACCUUGAGUUCAAGCCUUACGAAAGAAAAACUCAAGACGUAUCAGAGCUACUCCUUCAUUCCUCCAAUCAUCCCACGAUCGACUUCACAGCUACCGAAGGCGGUACAUUUGCCGACAACCACCUGAAGCACUAUGUCGCAGUCUUUGACCCUAUUCGGGGCCAGCUUGAUAUUACGGAGGCGAAGAAGAUGACAGUAAGGAGGACAAUCCGGCAAGCUGGGGCCGUAGAAGAAGACGAAGCACCCGUCGAGCCAACCUCGAGUUAUUCCUCCAGAAGCGUCUUGACGCACACCUUUGGCACCAAAAAAUCAAAGAAACUGGUGCAAUCUCGAGCGGAGAAUGUCCUCUACUCCCGGGAUGCAGAUCCAAAUGCUGUAAAUCCUCUCUCAGAGGCAUUACUCUCUUCCAUGCCCGAACCAGAAGCUCUGCCCACGACAUCUGACGGAAGAACAAUCGACGCAGCAGCUGCAAUCCAAGCCGGCAAACCCUUGCCAAAACCAGAUCUGACCGCAACCGAUGUAUCUCAAGCUUAUCCACUCUCGAAUCUCGUCUUCCCGUCUCCCUACAAUUCCACCCUUGCAGCAAUGCCCAUCUCCGAAUGGCGCAAGCUCAUCUCAGAAGGCAAAAGAGUCAGCUGCUCAUCCCGCUUCGUCGCCGAACGCGUCGCAUACAUAACCCAAGCAGCCAACACCCACCCGUCCCCUGAAACCCCACAAACCAUCACCCUCCAGCUCCUCCGCUACAUACACCUGCUCAUCGAAUUCUCCCGCGCCAUCAGCAAAUUCCGACCCGACAAACACAUCACUGCGAUCACGAAAUGGUCAACCGGGAAGAUAACCGACCAACCCAGCUUCCCCACCCCCUUGCUCAACGCCCUGACCACAAAGUACUGCCCCGGUGGCAAGGGCCCGACCAAAUCCGACCUCAUCCUCCUGCACACCACGAUCCUAGCUCUGACGCUCCACAUCCCUCCGCCGAGCGGCACGCACGGUCUCAAUGUCCUCGCCACCGAUCCGACAGACAUCCAACAAGAUCUCCUUCUUUCCCCUCAUGAUGCACGGAAAUACUUUCGCGAGCUGGGCUGUAAAUUGAACACGGGGACGGAGACGGAGUUGAGCACGUGGGGGAUAAGGAAGCCGAGUGAGAAAGCAGGGGUCAAGACCCAGUAUGCCAAAUUGAGGUUGCCGUUGGUAUUUCCUCAGGUGAGUAAGGGGCCGCCUUCGGGAAGGAGGUAG